Molecule: messenger RNA, 1733 nt
Organism: Syzygium oleosum
Lineage: Eukaryota; Viridiplantae; Streptophyta; Magnoliopsida; Myrtales; Myrtaceae
Product: histidine-containing phosphotransfer protein 4-like
Exons: 7
Coding region: 789-1391 (200 amino acids)
Biological process (GO): phosphorylation; phosphorelay signal transduction system; cytokinin-activated signaling pathway
Cellular component (GO): nucleus; cytoplasm
Molecular function (GO): histidine phosphotransfer kinase activity; protein histidine kinase binding
Source: RefSeq, a predicted model, not a curated record
UAUGAAAUGUGUCUUCCUUUGUCUCACGUGCUUGAGGAACAAAUUAUAUGAUGUUCUGGCUUGUAAAAUUCGUGUUAGAUUUAUCAAAGCUUCGAGUUAGUAAAAUUACCACUGUGCUCUGAAUAUGCGUCAUGUGUGGAUUGUCGAAUCUGGUUUAUCCUGCCAAUUGUGACGAACAGAGGAAGAGGUCUAAGGAUGUACAGCUACAAUCUUUUCUUUGGAUAAUAGCUAGUUAGGCAGAACUACUAUUCCGUACACUAGAUUUAGUUGGAGGAUGAAAUCACUUUACUGUGUGGAAGGAAAAUACAGCAACUGUUUUGACAGGUAUCGAGUAUAGAAGGAAAAGGCAAAAACUGUUUUCACACAUUGGGAUCAUUGAGAAACGACACGACGAAUUUUUGUCUCUCCAAUUUGUUGAAACUUUCUGCAUGCCCUUCGUUGUCACACCACUAUGCGGCAUAUCGAAGUAGUUAUGGUAGCGACAAUAUCUAACCUUACUUGUGAAUUAUGUUGCAUUUCCCAUCAUGCAUUAUAGGAUUAUGGAAACAAAACUAGAAACAACAUUACUACCAGUGUUAUGAUUAGAAAUGCAAUCUAUACGCCAUCAUUAUCUUCCUAGAAAUGAUUGUGUUUUUUCCACAUUUUUAAAAACGACUUCGUUUGACAUCAGAAUCACUCCAAAACCUGGAUGAGUUGAACUUGACAGAUAGAGUUUGAGAAUCCUCUCACAUUUACUUUCCGAUCUAGAGAAAAAUUUGCAGAUAUGGUGCAGGAUCUGGCAUUUACACAUGCGAAUCCAAAUCCUUGAGGCGCAGUGCUCGAAUGCAACAGCUUCAAAAGUUCGAUGUGUACACAGCCAAUCAGCGGCAGUCUAUAUCCGCGCGUGUUUAUCACUGCCAAUGAAAAUGGCGAACGGGGAUUUGCGCCAACAGCUUGCCACCAUGAGGCAAUUGCUGCUGGAUGAGGAACUCCUGGACGAACAGUUUAUUCAGCUGGAGGAACUCGAGGCCGAGGGCAAUCCCAACUUUGUGGAAGAAGUUUUUAGCUUGUAUUUCCGAGACUCUACUAAGACCCUGGAAUCUGUCGGGCAAAUGCUGAAGAAGACACCUGUCGAAUUUGACAAGGUGGACAGGGCUCUUCACAUGCUGAAGGGUAACAGCGCCAGUGUCGGUGCUAACAAAGUCGUGAAUGAAGUGAAUCAAAUGAGGGGUCUUAUCGAAGAGAACAGUUUCGAGAGUUGCAACGCCACUUAUGAGCAGCUGAAGAAGGAGCACGACGAGCUGAAGGGAAAGAUGGAAGCUUAUCUCCAGCUGCUGAAGCAAGUGGAAGCUGCCGAGAAGCCUCGACAGGGCAACGAUCAGGGCUCGGCGAGCGACACCGAGAGCUCCUGAAGGCAAAUGGUGUCCUGUGGCAGAUCAGUAGAACUAAGGGGAAUAAAAGAGGUCCGGUCGCGGGGCUUCCAUGAGUGAAAGUUGGUGUCUGUUGUUUCUGUUAAUGUUGUCAACUGGGCCUGUCUUUUUGGCAGGACAGUCUCGUUUUUCCUUUGCGUCCUCGUGCGUAGGAGACCCUCUUGAGGGUUUCUUCUUGUUGUGAGUCUUUUGCUAUGCAACGAGGAGCUUCCUCUGAUGUUUUAGGUUGUCCCCAUCCUGUUGUCUCCUUCGGUCUUUGUCUGGUCUGCCAUCAAAUCUACAAAUCAUUGCUUGGUUUCUAAUCAUCAUUUUAGGGUUGAUCGA